Messenger RNA from Dunckerocampus dactyliophorus (ringed pipefish), 5313 nucleotides. RefSeq names its product protein kinase, AMP-activated, beta 1 non-catalytic subunit, b (gene prkab1b). Gene Ontology annotation, cellular component: nucleus; nucleotide-activated protein kinase complex; cytoplasm. NCBI's taxonomy places the organism in Eukaryota, Metazoa, Chordata, Actinopteri, Syngnathiformes, Syngnathidae. Bases 316 to 1122 code for a protein of 268 amino acids. The record is from RefSeq and is a predicted model, not a curated record. The transcript is spliced from 8 exons. Gene Ontology annotation, biological process: signal transduction. Gene Ontology annotation, molecular function: protein kinase binding.
UUCUGGCAUGUUGAAGAAACGUUCACACUUCCUUUUCAUAUGGUCCGAAUGGACUCGAGUAGACAGGCGAGAGCAUAACAUCACCGCAAAAGGUCUUCAAGACAGUAAACGGGUCGCAAACGCGACACAAAAUCACUUUUAUAGUGUGAUUUGACUACAACGGUGCCCAUUUUUCCAACUAGCGAGGAAACUGCUGUUCAGAGACGGAAACAACAGCGAACAAGACCUGACGUCUCCAUCUCCUUUCCAAGAACACCAGAUGGUAUCAUAUCCACAAGUCUGAAGACAGCUAGACGUCUUCUGCGGAGCAUUAGAAUGGGGAACAGCAACAGUGACAGAGCCAGCGGGGGUCAGGGUGAAAGGUCAUACAGAGAUGUAUCGCAAGGAGGGAAAGAGGCGCGUCCCAACAUCUUGAUGGACAGCACGGAGGAUGCAGACAUUUUUCAAAGGGAAGAUUCAAAGGCUCCCCAGGAAGAGCAAGAGUUUCUGGCCUGGCAGCAGGAUCUGGAGAGCGACAGGAAAAGUCCAACCCCGGCGAGACCAACCGUGUUCCGCUGGGCUGGAAGCGCAAAAGAAGUCUUUGUGUCAGGCUCUUUUAACAACUGGACUACCAAGAUCCCUCUCAAUAAAAGUCAGAACAGUUUUGUAGCAAUCAUGCACCUGCCGGAGGGAGAACACCAGUACAAGUUCUGUGUAGAUGGGCAGUGGACUUUGGAUCCGACCGGGGCUGUGAUCACGACCAAAACUGGGACCGUUAAUAACGUUAUCCAGGUGAAAAGGACCGACUUUGAGGUCUUUGAUGCCCUCAGGCUUGAUUCCCAAGAUUCUGCUGACAUCUCAGACUUGUCCAGUUCCCCCCCAGGCCCCUACCAGCAGGACGCAUACGUCAUCAAGUCGGAAGACAAACUCAAACAUCCUCCUAUCUUGCCUCCACACCUGCUGCAAGUACUUCUCAACAAGGACACAGGGAUCUCAUGUGAUCCGACACUACUUCCUGAGCCCAACCAUGUGAUGUUAAAUCACCUGUACGCCCUCUCCAUCAAGGAUGGAGUCAUGGUUCUGAGUGCGACACACCGGUACAAAAAAAAGUAUGUGACCACUCUCCUCUACAAGCCAAUAUAGAGCCUUCAGUCUUAUGCUGCUGGAAGAUGCUAUUCAUGCCCUUCCGAUGUGGACACUUACCAUUCUAGUAUCAUCUCAGUCUUAAUUACAACUUGCUGUUGCUAUAGAUGCUUGUUGAGAACAUGUGCUUAAGCCAGGGAUGUCCAAACUUUUUUUCCAGUGUGGGCGGAAUACAGAAAAAUGUAAGUAUGCGGGUCUGCUUUGAUACAUUUUGUACAUUAAAGACCCUAAACUCAAUAUGAGCUAAGCUAUCUGACAAAACAUCCACAUCUUAGCUUUGUGUUAUAGGUGACAAAGCAAAUGUGUGGAAUAUCGAAUAAUACGUCUAAUUCAUAAUGAAUUUAUUUUAUUUUUACAAUAUGCAGAGUGCCAUUAAAAAAAUGCACUUUGGACACUACUUGUUUAAGCCCAAAGUGACCAACACAUUAUGCUGAUAUUACCUUCAUAUGUUCUUUAGGUGUUCCAGUCAUUGUACUUUUGUUUCUUCUCAGUGAGCCCAAAUUAAAUCCAUGCAGUAGGUUGCUGUCUUCAACCAAAGCUGCCUUUCUUUUCCAAGUUGAAAACAGAUAUCAGGAGACCAAUAAUUAAAUCUAUCUAUCUCGUUCCAUUUCUAAAUGCUUCUUUUACUUUAUACGGUGUUGCCAAAAGAUGAACAAAUGUGCAUCUUGAUAUAAAAUGUGGUGAAUCAAAGAUUCUCAGGUGUUUUUUUUGUUGUCUUUUUUCCCCCCAUUAUUUAUUCAAUGAUUGUGCAGCUUAGUUGACACAGUGGACUUUGGGAUCCAGGUUCUUGUUGUCAGGGUUGAAUUUGGCCCGAGCGAAGCAGUGAGCUGCCAGUCGGUCACAUUCGCACACAGCAGCCUGGCACUUAUUAUUGGUGGCUGUGGAGACACAUGAAAUGUCAAAUUACCGUACUCUUAACAAAUCUACACAACCCAAGUAAAGAGCUAUUCUAUCUUUUACACAAAUGAUUAAGAUUGUUAUGGUUGUACUACACUAUAGUGGAUGCAGUACUACAAUGGAUCUGUAACAUUGUUGGUUUCAUUCCUUUGAGCUUAUAAUACGCACAUGUGAGUUGGGGGGGGGGGUACAUUCAUGAUGUUUCCUGUACUCCAUGUACGUGUGCGCUGAUUUUGAUGAACAGCUGCGCUAUAAUGAGCAGGUCAACUGUGGUAUGAUGGCAGACAGUGUGGCUGUGCGAUAGUAGUAUUGUUGAUACAGCUCUGUAAUAUAUCGUGUAGGUGUACCUAAUGAAGUGUCCCUUACAGUCUGGGCCACAAAUAUUUGGUAUAUAUUUAAUUAUUUUGGUAUAUAUUUAUAGUAAUAAUGAUAAUGUAUGUAUGUCCACACACUCACCUGAGCAGGUAACUUGUUUAUCUGAGCAGGUGUAAUCAUAAACCAGGACAUACGGCAGAUUAGCAAUGCUAUCGCAUUCUGGAAUCUUCCUGCUUCUUUCGUAGCAUUUGUCAUGAACAUAGCAGCACCUAAAACAAGAGGCGGGUUUUUGUCUUUGAAUAUAAAUGGUUUUCCAUCAUCGUCAAGACUUGGAAGUGUCCCCUCCUCACAUGUCCAGGUCGUCCAGUGGGCUUCCUGUGCCCCCGAAGCCACACCAACAGCCGUAAUCGUUGUACUUUAUAGGGUUAACUCCUGGUUGAGCACAGCUGAUCAUCUUCCCAAACUGCCAUAAGGCCUUGGGCAUUACUGCACCGUUGACCACGCAAGCUGCUAAAUGGAACAGAUACAUUUUUAAAAAGUCAAAUAUGUGCUCGUUUUUUUUGAAAGUGUGUUUUAAGAUGUCUCACCUAUGACAAGCAGCAGCAGAGGAGCUGUCAAGUUCAUGGUUACCUGCUCAGAAACAGACAGCCUGGUCACCGCUUGUUCUUAUAGGCCAGGAGGAAGGACAGAUAAGGAGAAUCAUUGCGGGGCGUGGAAUCCUUUUCCAUUUGGGGAAUUUUACAGAACUAUUUGAACAUUCAGACAUGGGAACAUUUAGAAAUGAAAACAUUUUUUUUUUAAACUUGUGUUUCAAUGACUACAAGCCAUUGUUUAGAAGAGUUUUCCUCUUCAUUAGUUGUAAUGAGUUAGUAUAUUAUACUAUUUAUAUGUAUAUACAGUAUCUGCGUGUAUACAGUAUAUUCAAAUGUCACAGCAGUUCAGUCAUUAUUCAUAAAUCAUACUAAGAUAAUCAUCUUGUCCAGUGUCAGCUGGGAUAGACUCCAGUUCACCUUUGGCUCUGAAUACAUUCAAGUAUAAGUGGUCAAAUAGGUAAAUGAACUACUGAAUAACUAAGAGGUAAUUGUUACAUUUCACUGUUUUUUUUUUUCAUUCAAUAAAAAUAAGUAACCAAGAUGUAACACAGCGAUCUUUGUCUUGAGACUUUUCCAUUUCUUAAUGCAGUGCUCUUUUUAAUCACUAUGUAGUCUAUUUUACUUCUGCAUUUAUUCUUGCGUGACACAGCUGUGUAAAUAGAAAACACUUGCGAAAAUUCCCAGAACCUUCUGCUGCACAUUUCUGAUAAUAUCCAACCUCACACUGCACACAAGAGAAAAUUCAUACAAUUUACAUAGAUUAAUGUCAUUAUUAUUUACAGUAAUGUGUGUGUUCAUGACCAGCAUACCCGCAACCCUAGUGAGGAUAAGCGGCAUAGGGUCACGGGGGUAUGCUGGAGCCUAUCCCAGCUGAUUUCGGGUGAGAGGUGGGGUACACCGUGGACUGGUAGUCAGCCAAUCGCAGGACACAUAUAAACAACCAUUGACACUCACAUUCCUAAUAAAUUCAUCUAAAUGCUCCAACUGUAUAAGUGCCCAAUUAUUCAAUAAACACCAUAACUAUACGGCCGAGAUUACAAAGCCUGCUCUGUUGCACGAAAACAAAAUGGAAAAGUACCAUAUAAAAGAAGGGAAAAGUCUGAGUGAUCGUGUUCUUGACGCAUACCUGUAUCCGCCAGGGGCGGAUAAACUUUCAUUGCUUUUCGAUCGUCUUGUUUUCAACUAUUUAAUGUCUUUGUGCAUCACAGCAUGUGCGCUCACACAAUUGGAGCAAAUAACUUCAACGGCAUGCGCCGUUAUUCGCUUUAAAAUCCAAAAUAUUGCACGAACAUACUGAACGUGUGUGUGGCCGUAGAAUAUGCUUGCCCCCCGUCUGCUCACCGGAAGUGACGCAAACUGCCUCUACGUCAUGUGGUUGAAACCCAGCAAUUUCAAAACUAACUAAAUUCAGGUUCAAGUCAAGUUGAACUGCCCAUAAGUCACUGACCAUUUGUCUAAUGAUUACAAGUAUAAAGCUUUUGAGAAUGUCUGUAUUACAUGUAUGCAUUUUUAACACAACCCAUAGGGGGUGCCACCCAUUUGACAUGACUGUAUAUUUAUUAAGUAUGGCGGCACACCUCUUAAUUGGCUAAUUAAUUAAUUAGAGGCAUUGCAGCCCUCCUUACUAACGUCUGAAUCAGCAUACCAAUUUGGUCUAAAAAAACAUGCUUGGACGAGUAUGGUGUGGAAAAAGCCCAAGAGCCCCGACCUUGACCAAAUAUAACACAUUUGGGAUGAAUUACAAGAGAGAUGGUGAGCCAGGGUCCAACGUUAGUAAGCUCUGAUGUGAUAAAUGUUCCUCCGAAUGACAUCUUGUAGAAAAAUAAGCUGUGAAAGUUGCAAAGAAACAGUUUUGUGUUGCAUGCAUUACACCACACUGAGAGGCAGAACCACAUGCAUGAAAGUAACACUCCAACUUGCAUCUGCUUUUAUUUUCGAGUGUUGAGUUUGAAGGUUUUGUUUGCUUAUGUAGAGAAAAUGCAGACUACGACAUCAUCUUUUCUCUUGUUGCUGCCUGUGUGGCCUACUUAGAGAGUCACAGUUUAUCUGAGACAAUAAAAAUAGUGAAAAUGAUGAGAGGAGGCUGUCAUGUCUUAAUUUCACAAAUAUAGUUGUAUGACAGAUUGCAGUCAGCGUCAUUCCACCGCCUCUGUACGCGCACAUCAGUAGCAUGGAGCUGCCCACAGUCCUCUCCAUUUCUUCUGAAGGCCCAGUUGUCAGGUUGAUCUACAUCCCAGAACCUCAGAACACACAGAAAAAGAUCAUUAGAUCAUCAUUAAACAUGCUAUGCUCUUAAUGAGCGGACUCUUACUUUGGGGUUACGUUGUAAUCAGUGCCAUCCACCCAACUCCACUCCCCCUCGUGUGUUCGCUCCACCAAUCCAAUC